ACACGAGGGCCUUAACACGCAUCUAACUCAGUAGACAUUCAGAAUCGGAGAGGAUAAUGGUCUGAAAGUUUCACCGCAGCUACCUUAGCUCUUCAAUUCUGUUUCCGCCAUGGGCUCAGUCAACAUUUUAAUAUUGGUUGGCCUCUUUAUCAUAGGCCCAGCUUUGUGUCACCAUCCUCCGACUGAAAGCAGCCUGACACACCUUUCAGCUCCAUCUCCAGGCAAACGCAAUGAGAAGGAACAUCAAGCUGAAAUUAGCUAUGAACCAGUGGUCAAGCCGCAAAAGCGAAAUUGGAAACGGAUACAGUGGACUCCGGAGGAUUGCAAAAUGAAUUGCUUGAUAGCCGAGGGCUACAUCGUUGGGGAUUUCGAAAAAAAAAUUUUACCGGACCUCGAAAGAAAAAUUAUAGGGAUUGCGACGGGGAAAUUAGAUACGCAUAAAGGCUGCGUCUGCGAAGCCAACGAAAAACUGCUCGAUUUCUUGGAGGAGAGGAAACUCAUUAUUUCCGAUUUCCUGGAUGCUCGGAAAAAAAGCGUUACUGCUGGCAACGCUUGGUUAAUCAACCAUAGAUUGACUCCCCGAUACUUUCAUGGGGUAAGUCCAUAUGAACGGCGUGGCGAGUACGAUCAGGCUCUGGAGAAAUGCGAAACGAAGUGCAGAGAAGACGAUGGCUACCUCUUCGGGUACUACCGCAUAAAGCGCUUAUGGAUCUCAGUAGCGAGUGUAGACGUGCGAAAAAACUGUCAUUGCAAAGUGAACCGGGAACUGCUCUACUUAUUGAUAGGCAUGAAUUACAAGUUAUCCGAUUUCCUGGAUGCUCGCAAAGAAAGUGUUGGGACUGUCAAAACUUGGUUGAGGAAGAACAGAUUUAAUGUACUAUACCCUUAGAUACCCUAAGAUGCUACCCUGGACCGAAAAAUCCGGAAAACCAGUAACAGCCACUGCAUCAGCCCACAGUGCGACCCCCUGUGGACAAAAAUAAAAAGUUCACAAGUCGACAUCUGAAUAUUUUGUUUUUGGAGUUUGUUAUCUGAAAGAUAUUCCGGACUCAAAAUGAUGGUUCAUUUUCAAAUUUCUCGCUCCAAACUACUUCAAAUUCGGGUAGAAAAUGGGCGGGAAAUGGGCCGAGAAUAGCUGAUCCAUAAGAAAUACACGAGAAAAAGACGCCAACUUCAAAUGAAGAUUUCUCGCUUAAAACACAAAAUGCUCUGGGUGGUUGACAUUUUCUCAAUCCUGAGAUAUCCAACUUCAAUUCUACCAAAAAGAUCUUGUGACUGUUUGCGACUAUUAAAGAUAUUUGAGGUUAA
Bemisia tabaci is the source of this 1308-nucleotide messenger RNA. RefSeq lists its product as uncharacterized. Lineage: Eukaryota; Metazoa; Arthropoda; Insecta; Hemiptera; Aleyrodidae. The record is from RefSeq and is a predicted model, not a curated record.